Cyphomyrmex costatus is the source of this 2254-nucleotide messenger RNA. RefSeq names its product coiled-coil domain-containing protein 85 (gene Ccdc85). The transcript has 5 exons. The coding region runs from base 513 to 2084 and encodes 523 amino acids. The record is from RefSeq and is a predicted model, not a curated record. NCBI's taxonomy places the organism in Eukaryota, Metazoa, Arthropoda, Insecta, Hymenoptera, Formicidae.
GAAUAUAUCCGAACAUUCGACAAACAUUGAGUGCAUUGUGAAUCAAAGACUUAUAAUUGGUACAAUUUCGUGGAGAAUACGGAUGUGGACGGACGUAAUCGUGAAGGCGACUUCGCAGAAAUGACUGACGUCUGAUUUCUUCAUCUCCGGUUGAUCGUCGGAUAAAGUUACUUGGAUCAUAAUUACUGCUCUGUCUUUAAGCCACGGUUUGCAAUGCGGAUAGAAAGUUGAGAUUAAUUAACGUCGAAAAAAAAAAACGGACUAUAAGUAUAAGUGAAUCAUACAACAAGUGAUGUGAUUCUUGCUAGACAAGACUCUUUCGUAAAGCGCCGCUGGUAACAGGUGCAUUCGGAACAAGAAGCGCGCGAAAGAAGACGAAUACGAGGAGAAGGCAAAAAAGUCGAAGAAGAGGAAGAGAAGGAGAACAUAGAAAUCGGUCGUCGAAAGAGUAGCGCGCAAGCAGGGUCUCCUACGGCGAUAAGGCGAGGCCCAGGUGUCGGUGGAGGGAACGUAUGUAUCGCGCGGGGCCGGUCACGCGGACCGGGCCCACCGCUGCCACUCGUGAGAGAUCGCGCGCUGACCCAGAUUUCGGCGGGUCAAACCGACGCGAGGAGGCCGCGGUGGACUUUCUGAAAUGGGACACGGCGCAGCCUGGAGCUAAAUUAGCCGCGAUGUCCAAUAAGAGUAAGUCCCAGUCGCAGCAGCAGCAGCCGCAGCCGCAGCAUUAUCAGCAGCAACAACAGCAGCAGCAGCAGCAUCCUCCGCACGUAAUCAAACCAGUGGACCAACUGCCGCCGCGCUAUCAGCCCCCUCCGCAGCCUACCAGCGGCAUUCUGAAGAACCAUCUACACUUUGCCAACGGAGGUACAUCGAUAUCAAGCUUGGCUCAGGCCGGCAGUAAUCAAGGUUCAGGCGUGGCCUUGAACCAUCAUCAGAACACGCAGCCGCGCACGUUGCCACCGCCCCCGCCGUCUUCGCAGCAUCAUCAUCAGCAGCAUCAAUCGCAGCAGCCAACUCAAUCACAGCAGCAAUCGCAGCAGCAGCCACCAUCGAAGGAUGCGCAGAGCAAAUACUCGCCAAGAAUAGAGCAUCAUCAUCAUCAUCCCCAGCCGGGUAACCCUCUGAUCGCUGCCGCAUCGGCAGCGGCGUCUAAGAGUCAACAACAGCCGCAGCCGUCAACCUACCUCCAACAGCCUAAGCUUAGCCAGGGUCAGUACUUGCCACCCAGCAGUCAGUAUCCGGCGGUGAACAACGGCCAGAGCGCGCCGGUCAGACAGAGGAUCAGCGACGACGAAUUUCUGCGACUCGGCCCCGUGGAGAUGCUUAAGUUCGUGCGGAAGACCGAGAGUGACAUCGCUAGGCUCGCCGCCGAGCAGAAUCGCCAGAUACAGAACUUGGUGAAUGAGCUGCGGUUGCUGAAAGAAGCUAACCAAAGAUUGAACGACGAUAACCAAGAAUUGCGCGAUCUUUGCUGCUUUUUGGACGACGAUCGUCAAAAGGGUCGCAAAUUAGCGAGAGAGUGGCAGAGAUUUGGCCGAUACACAGUGAGCGUUAUGCGACAGGAAGUUUCAGCUUACCAGAAUAAGUUACGUCAACUGGAUAAUAAGCAACAGGAAUUAAUUAAAGACAAUCUAGAGCUCAAAGAACUGUGCCUAUAUCUCGAUGAGGAACGCAGCGGUGGUCAAAGAGACGACGGCGACGGGUCGAGUUCGAGUACGAACGCCGAAGAGACUGCGCCGCCAAGGCCGAGACACACUUCCACAUUUAACGAUCAAACAAUGCAAUACGUAAGAAGCUUGGAACAACGGGUGAAACAGUUGGAAGAAGACAAAAAUGUUCUCCAGACCCGAGCGCAAGGUUGGGAAGUGCUACCAUCGGGUGAAGUUUGGGAUAGUCCUGCGAGCCCGAAUGACAACACUCACUUAGGAAGCCGACCGGAGGCCGUAGUGCGCGCUCUCCAAGUUCUCGAAGUCAGAGAACAACUGGAAAGAGAAGAAGGUCAUGAUGGUGAAAAGGCGUUAGUCAGAGAAAUGUGCAAUGUCGUCUGGCGGAAAUUGGAGGAAGGUCCGCAAGCAAGGCAUUAACGAUCAUGCCAAGAAAACAACUAUCUGUCAAUAUUAGAGCGUUGUUAAUAUAUAACAAUAAGCUCUAACAUACGUGACGUAAAGAUAGUAUAAUAGUGAAUAAUAGGUCUACUCUUUAAUUGUUACUGCACUGAACUGUACUAAUUAUAAGACUUUCUAUCUCGCGUUCG